ACUCUAUCCUUUCAGAUAACCGGAUUCAGAACAAAGGAAAUUCACAUAAAUUUAUACCUGAAAAGACGAAAUGACAUGAAAAAACAUCCCAUCCUCUCAUGGGUAUCUGUGGACAGUCCAUCGGGUGGGAGCAAUAAUACAACGUAUGAUACAACGUUACCGGUGGAAAAAUGGAAGUGGAGAUGACAGAAGCAGAAGAUGGAAGCCACAAAUGUGAUUGCAGAAUUUCUCUAACUCCAGACGCAGAUACAGAUGACGGAGCCGUCCUGACUGUGGAAGUCGCUCACGCUGCCCUGCGAUGGCCCCUCUAUAGAUAUCACAUUCUGAAUGUGAUCAAAGGAGAUAAACCCAGUUUAUGGAGAAGAUGGAACAAGCGUGUUAUUAAAUGA
Staurois parvus is the source of this 389-nucleotide messenger RNA. NCBI's taxonomy places the organism in Eukaryota, Metazoa, Chordata, Amphibia, Anura, Ranidae. The record is from the annotation of a GenBank genome assembly.